GAGAAAAUAUCGAGCAAAAAGUUCAAAAACAAAAUUCGAGAGAGAAGCAGAAAAAUUCGGAGAAUCGGAGGAAGAAGAUGAAAUGUCGUUGGAGAAGAAGAACAAUGUCAAUGGCGCCAUUUUCUCUCGUCUUCUCCUCUUUUCCCGGAAUUUCACUUUCUCACAGUCAAUCGCCAAUUCAUCGCCUCCUCCAUCUCUGAUUGAGAAACAUUUUUGGUUGAAAUUGAGUUAAAGAGAAGAGAUGGCUUCAGUACAAGAUAUUGGUCUAUCUGCAGCUAUCAAUCUUUUAUCUGCAUUUGCUUUCUUGUUUGCAUUUGCUAUGCUUAGACUUCAGCCUGUUAACGAUAGAGUUUACUUCCCUAAAUGGUAUCUCAAAGGGAUACGAGGAAGUCCAACGCGUUCUAGAGGAAUCAUGACUAGAUUUGUUAAUUUAGAUUGGACUACUUAUGUCAAGUUUCUUAAUUGGAUGCCUGCAGCGCUUAAAAUGCCUGAACCCGAGCUUAUCGAACAUGCAGGGCUCGAUUCUGCUGUAUAUAUCCGCAUUUACCUUCUCGGAUUGAAAAUGUUCGUCCCGAUAACACUACUUGCUUUUGGAGUUUUGGUUCCUGUCAAUUGGACAGGAGAAACGCUAGAAAAUAUCGAUGACUUGACAUUCAGUAACGUCGACAAGCUGUCAAUAUCGAAUGUUCCACCAGGAUCGCCAAGGUUUUGGGCUCAUAUAACUAUGACAUACGUGUUUACACUCUGGACUUGCUACAUAUUAUACAUGGAAUAUAAGACUGUGGCUAAUAUGAGAUUGAGACAUCUAGCAGCAGAAAGUCGUCGUCCUGAUCAACUCACGGUACUCGUGAGAAAUGUUCCUCCAGAUCCUGAUGAAUCAGUAAACGAGCAUGUGGAGCACUUCUUUUGUGUAAAUCAUCCAGAUCAUUAUCUUUGUCAUCAGGUAGUGUACAAUGCAAAUGACCUUGCAAAAUUAGUCGCACAGAGAAAAGCUAUGCAAAAUUGGUUGACUUACUACGAGAAUAAAUUUGAGAGGAAGCCAUCAAGUAGGCCAACAACAAAGACAGGUUAUGGAGGUUUUUGGGGAACUACAGUUGAUGCGAUUGACUUCUAUACUUCAAAGAUGGAUAUUUUGGCUCGGCAAGAGGCUGUCGAAAGAGAAAAGAUCAUGAACGAUCCUAAGUCUAUCAUGCCGGCAGCAUUCGUUUCCUUCAGAUCACGGUGGGGAACAGCUGUUUGUGCUCAAACGCAGCAAUGCCACAAUCCCACAAUAUGGUUGACGGAAUGGGCUCCCGAACCACGCGAUGUUUUCUGGGAUAAUCUCGCUAUUCCAUAUGUUGAGCUCUCAAUAAGAAGAUUGCUCACAACAGUUGCACUGUUUUUUCUUAUUUUCUGCUUCAUGAUUCCUAUAGCAUUUGUUCAGUCUCUUGCAAACCUUGAAGGGAUCCAAAAAGUUCUCCCUUUCUUAAAGCCUGUAAUAGAAAUGAAGACUGUAAAGUCUGUAAUCCAAGGGUUUCUUCCAGGAAUAGCGUUAAAGAUUUUUCUCAUCAUACUUCCGACUAUUCUGAUGACAAUGUCACAAAUUGAAGGAUAUACAUCGCUGUCCUAUUUAGAUAGAAGAUCAGCUGAAAAGUAUUUCUGGUUCAUUAUUGUCAAUGUCUUUCUUGGAAGCAUCAUUACCGGGACAGCAUUUCAGCAGCUUAAAUCUUUCCUCGAGCAACCACCAACCGAGAUCCCGAAAACAGUUGGUGUGUCAAUCCCAAUGAAGGCCACAUUUUUCAUCACUUAUAUCAUGGUGGAUGGUUGGGCUGGCAUUGCAGCUGAGAUACUCAGAGUGGUUCCAUUAGUCAUUUUUCAUCUGAAAAACACGUUUUUGGUUAAGACAGAACAAGACAGGCAGCAAGCAAUGGAUCCAGGACAUCUGGACUUUGCAACAUCUGAACCACGGAUUCAGUUCUAUUUCUUGCUAGGCCUUGUAUACGCUGCUGUUGCGCCAAUUCUUCUUCCAUUUAUUAUCGUCUUCUUUGCUUUCGCCUACGUUGUUUUCCGACAUCAGGUUAUAAAUGUCUACGACCAGAAAUAUGAGAGUGGGGCUAGAUACUGGCCAGACGUGCAUAGACGUUUGAUCAUAUGUUUAAUAAUAUCACAGCUUCUGAUGAUGGGUUUGCUCAGCACAAAGAAAUUUGCAAAAGUAACAGCUCUGCUUCUCCCUCAGCCUAUCUUAACCUUUUGGUUUUACAGAUACUGCGCAGGACGGUUUGAAUCGGCCUUCUCAAAAUUUCCCUUACAGGAAGCAAUGGUGAAGGAUACACUAGAAAAAGCGACUGAACCGAAUCUAAACCUCAAGGAAUAUCUGAAAGAGGCUUACGUGCAUCCGGUUUUCAAAGGCAAUGAUUUUGACCGACCACGAGCAGUCGAUGAGGAGGAAAGCAAUCCUCUUGUACGGACCAAGAGGACUUCUCAAGGUACGACCCGAUACAACUCAGAAGCUAGUAGCUCUGCUACAGCCACUCCUGUAGCCAACACUGGCUCUCCUAGGUUAAUGUAGCGCGCACGCUGUCUUACUGAGAUGUUGUAACGGUUUCAUGCUGUUGUAAGUGUCAUUGUUGUAGAUGUUGUUGGGGUAAAUUAAUUGGGUCCUUUGGAUAUGUAAUUGUUCACGACUUGCUCUUGGUCUGUGUAUUAUUUAGUUAAAGCUUUGUCAAAGGUUCUAAAUUUUUCCAAAAAUACCAUUAUCAGUUUUA
Arabidopsis lyrata subsp. lyrata is the source of this 2744-nucleotide messenger RNA. RefSeq names its product CSC1-like protein At4g02900. The record is from RefSeq and is a predicted model, not a curated record. Gene Ontology annotation, cellular component: plasma membrane. Bases 242 to 2548 code for a protein of 768 amino acids. Gene Ontology annotation, molecular function: calcium-activated cation channel activity. Lineage: Eukaryota; Viridiplantae; Streptophyta; Magnoliopsida; Brassicales; Brassicaceae. The transcript is spliced from 12 exons.